This is a messenger RNA of Archocentrus centrarchus (flier cichlid), 5815 nucleotides long. RefSeq names its product CF transmembrane conductance regulator (gene cftr). Gene Ontology annotation, molecular function: ATP hydrolysis activity; ATP binding; ABC-type transporter activity. The record is from RefSeq and is a predicted model, not a curated record. Bases 33 to 4544 code for a protein of 1503 amino acids. Lineage: Eukaryota; Metazoa; Chordata; Actinopteri; Cichliformes; Cichlidae. Gene Ontology annotation, biological process: chloride transmembrane transport; bicarbonate transport. Gene Ontology annotation, cellular component: plasma membrane; cytosol; apical plasma membrane. The transcript has 27 exons.
UGCAGAGAGCUCAAACUGGCGGCGCUCUUAGAAUGCAGAAGUCACCAGUGGAAGAUGCGAACUUCAUCUCCAAAUUUUUCUUCUGGUGGGUAACACCACUGCUAAGAAAGGGCUUCAGAAAGAAGCUGGAUCUGUCAGAUGUGUACAAGGCUCCCUCCUUUGAUCUGGCAGACAAUCUCUCUGAGAGACUUGAAAGAGAAUGGGACAGAGAGGUGGUGUCAGCCACAGCCAAGAGAAAGCCAAAGCUGCUGAGAGCAUUAGCCCGCUGCUUCUUCUGGCCUUUUGCCUUCUUUGGUGUCCUCCUCUACUUUGGGGAGGCUUCCAAGACAGUGCAACCUCAGAUUUCGGGUCGCAUCAUUGCUUCCUUUGACCCAUUCCAUGCUGCAGAGCGAAGUCAGGGACUCUAUCUGUCCUUGGGCCUUUGCCUCCUCUUCACUGCCCGCUUCCUCCUGCUGCAGCCUGCCAUCUUUGGCCUGCAUCACCUGGGCAUGCAGAUCCGCAUUGCCCUUUUUAGCCUUAUAUACAAGAAGACCCUGAAGCUGUCCAGCAGAGUCUUGGACAAAAUCAGCACUGGUCAGCUUGUUAGUCUGAUGUCUGCAAAUCUCAACAAGCUGGAUGAGAGUCUGGGUCUGGCACACUUUAUAUGGAUCACCCCUCUGCAGUGUAUAUUGUGUGUGGGUCUGGUCUGGGAUCUGAUUGAGGUGAAUGCAUUCUGUGGCAUGGCAGCACUGACUGUGAUGGGCAUCGUCCAGGCCUGGCUCUCCACGAAGAUGGCACCUCAUCGGACGAAGCGAGCGCCGAUAACGAGCCGUCGCCUGGCUCUUACCACAGAGAUCGUAGAGAACAUUCACUCUGUGAAGGCAUAUGGCUGGGAGGAAGUGAUGGAAAAUAUCAUCAAGAACAUCAGGCAGGAUGAGAUGACACUAACGAGGAAGAUUGGAUCUCUCCGUUACUUCUACAGCGCCUCAUAUUUCUUCUCUGCCGUCUUUGUUAUCCUGUCAGCCAUUGUACCAUAUGCACUCACCAAAAGCAUCAGCCUUCGCCCAAUUUUCACCACAGCCUCCUACUUCUUGGUGUUAAGAAUGACACUGACCCGCCAGUUUCCAGGUUGCAUCCAGAUGUGGUACGACACGUUGACACUACUCUGCAAGAUCGAGGAUUUCUUGAUGAAAGAAGAAUACAGAGGACUGGAGUAUAACCUGACCACCUCGGACCUGGAGUUGGUCAAUGUGUCUGCGUCCUGGGAUGAGCACAUUGGUGAUUUGUUUGAGAAGAUUCAGCAGGAGAGCAAAGCAAAUGGACACCUGAGCAGUGACCCAGGACUCUUCUUCACCAAUCUCUAUGUCACACCUGUCCUCAGAAACAUCAGCCUACACCUGGAGAAAGGCCGGAUGCUCGCUGUGGCUGGAUCCACAGGCUCAGGGAAGAGUUCCCUGCUCAUGAUGAUCCUGGGAGAGUUGGUGCCGACAGAGGGUCAAAUUAGACACAGUGGUCGCAUUUCCUUCUCACCGCAGACUUCUUGGAUCAUGCCGGGGACAAUACGUGACAACAUCCUGUUUGGCCUGACCUAUGACGAAUACCGCUACACUUCUGUUAUCCAAGCCUGCCAGCUGGAAGAGGACUUCACUUUGCUACCUGAGAAAGACAAGACGUAUCUCGUCGAUGGAGGGGGGACUCUCAGUGGGGGUCAAAGAGCGCGCCUCUGCCUGGCCAGGGCGGUGUAUAAAGAUGCAGACCUCUAUCUCCUGGAUGCACCUUUCACCCACCUGGACAUCGCUACAGAGAAAGAGAUCUUUGAAAACUGCAUCUGCAAACUUAUGGCCUCCAAGACUCGUGUCGUGGUCACCAGCAAGUUGGAGCAUCUCAAACGUGCAGACAAAAUCCUUCUGCUUCACAAUGGAGACUGUUACUUCUAUGGCACCUUUUUAGAACUGCAGGCCAAGCGUCCAGACUUCAGCUCCCUGUUACUCGGUCUUGAAGCUUAUGACAAUAUCAACGCAGAGCGGCGUGGAUCCAUUCUCACAGAAACUCUUCGCAGGGUUUCAGUGGAUGAAACCGCUGGUUUCCGAGGCCCAGAGCCAAUUCGCCAGUCCUUCCGACAUGCGCCACCUCAAAGCCAUUCUGUAGGUGAUGGCAGCUCUGACAAACGCAAGCAGUCCCUGAUCCUUAAUCCUCUGGCAGCUGCCCGCAAGUUCUCCUUCAUUGGGAGCUCUCAACAGACUGGAAACAUGACAGUGGAAGACAGAGUUGAUGAACUCCCAGAGAGAAGAUUCUCUGUAGUACCUGAGGAUGAACAAAUAGAGGAGGCACUUCCGAGGAGUAACCUGUACCAUGAUGAGUUUCAGCAUCUCAGUGGGAAGCGGCGUCAGUCUGUCCUGGAGUUCAUCACCAGUGCCCGGGGGCCUGAGCGCAGAGAGCAGAUGCAGUCAUCUUUCAGUAAGAAGCUGUCCAUCACACCGCAGUACGAUCUUGCAACUGACCUGGACAUUUACGCCCGCCGCCUGUCCAAGGAUGGUGUUUAUGACAUUAGUGAAGAUGUGGAUGAGGAAGACAUGGAGCAAUGCUUUGCAGAUGAACGUGACAGAAAUGUCUUUGAAACUACCUCAUGGAACACUUACCUACGUUAUGUAAACACCAACAAGAACUUAGUCUACGUCCUCAUUUUCAUCAUCAUUGUCUUUGCCUUUGAGGUUGCUGGUUCAGUCAUCGGUAUUUUCUUCAUUACUGAUUUGAGCCAGAAGGACGCUGCUAAGCCUGGACCACCUAACAACAUCGAUGAGCAGCAUCCCAAUACAUCAUCGCCCCCUGUCCAUACUGGUGUUAUUCUCACACCUAACAGUGCUUAUUACAUCAGCUACAUCUUUGUAGCCCAUGCUGACAGUAUACUGGCCCUGGGAUUCUUCAGGGGUCUCCCUUUAGUGCACACAUUGCUCACUGUGUCCAAAAGACUGCAUGAGCAGAUGCUUAGUUCUGUGCUCCGCGCCCCCAUGUCUGUGUUAAACACUAUGAAAACAGCCAGGAUCAUGAACAGAUUCACCAAGGACAUGGCCAUCAUAGAUGACAUGCUGCCACUGGUGCUUUUUGACCUCAUACAGGUGUCAUUGAUCGUCGCAGGUGCCAUCUUCACUGUUUCCAUCAUGCGGCCAUACAUCUUCAUUGCUGCUCUUCCAUUGGCUUUUAUCUAUGUUUUACUCAGGAAGUACUUCCUACGAACUGGGCAGCAACUUAAAGUACUGGAGGCUGAAGCUCGUACCCCGAUCUUCUCCCAUCUCAUCCUCUCACUAAAGGGUUUAUGGACAAUUCGGGCAUUUGAGCGUCAGACCUACUUUGAGACACUCUUCCACAAGGCGCUGAACACUCAUACGGCCACCUGGUUCCACUACCUGUCUGUUCUGCGAUGGUUUCUCUUCCGCUGUGACAUGCUCUUCACUGUGUUCUUUACCACUGCUGCCUUCAUUGCAACAGGAACCAACAGGGACCAACCAGGACAGAUUGGCAUUAUUGUGGCCCUAGCUAUACUCAUCUGUGGGGUUUUCCAGUGGGCUGUCAUUACCAGCAUCGCUGUAGACGGGAUGAUGCGGUCAGUGAAUCGGGUUUUCAAAUUCAUUGACCUGCCAUCAGAGGACCCUGGAUCAGGGACAUCUUGUGGUAAAGGCCCUGACCUCGUCAUCAACAACCCCCAUGCACAGGACAACUGGCCCAAUCGUGGCCAGCUGGACGUCCAGGGCCUCACAGUGAAAUACACAGAGGCUGGACGUGCCAUCCUCAACAAUGUCUCCUUCUCUGUGGACGGGGGACAGAGCGUUGGUCUGCUGGGUCGAACAGGUUCAGGGAAGAGCACCCUGCUGUCUGCUCUGCUGCGUCUUACCUCCACAGAAGGAGACAUCUUGAUUGAUGGUGUUUCCUGGAAUUCUGUCUCAUUGCUAACAUGGAGGAAGGCCUUUGGUGUGGUGCCACAGAAAGUCUUUAUCCUGACUGGAACUUUCCGGAUGAACCUGGACCCACAUGGGAAUUACAGUGAUGCAGAGUUGUGGAAAGUGGCUGAGGAGGUGGGUCUGAAGUCUGUGAUUGAGCAGUUCCCAGACAAGCUAGACUUUCAGCUGGAGUACGGAGGCAGCGUGCUGAGCAAUGGACACAAACAGUUGGUUUGUCUCGCCCGUUCCAUCCUCAGUAGGGCCCGUAUCCUGCUGCUGGAUGAGCCUUCUGCCUACCUCGACCCUAUAACACUUAAGGUCCUGAGGAAGACACUGAAACAGGUGUUUUCGAGCUGCACUGUCAUCAUGUCAGAACACAGGGUGGAGCCACUGACAGAGUGCCAGUCAUUCCUGAUGAUUGAAGGCAGCUCCAUGAAGAGCUAUGACUCCAUUCAGAACCUUAUGAACGAGAAGAGUCACCUCAAACAGGCCAUGAGCAUGGCCGACCGGCUCCGCCUCUUCCCAACACUUCACCGCCUUAACUCCAGCAAGAGGCCGCAGCCACAGACCGCUAAGAUCUCCUCGCUGCCAGAGGAAGCAGAGGAUGAAGUUCAUGACACAAGACUCUAACUGGCCAGCUGCAAACACACACAUACACACCUGCAGAGACCACUGUAAGGGUAUUUGAAUCCCACUGAUUUUGGGUAAUUUCAGAAGCAAUAUUGACCAGCCCAUAAUGACAGAAUCUCAGAAUCUGUCCUUUUUAUUAACCGCUUACUCAAGCCAAGAGUUGGUUGGAGCCUAUUCCAACUAACACAGAGUGAAAGGCAGAGUAAGUAAUAGUAUUUUAACAACCUUUUAUUGCAGGUGUGCGUAACUUAAAAACAACACAGCUGCAAGUUUAUAAAUAUUAUGAUUUUACUUUCAAAAAAAGGAGCCCAAGGGUGGAUUUUAUCAUUAAAUUUGAAAAAAAAAAAAGAACAGUGUGUGUGUGCAUGUGAGUGUGUGUGAGUGAAUGAAUGAAAGGCUUCACAAGCACACUGCAGGAAGAUAAAAAGCAUAAGAUAUAAAAGGACUAAUCUGGGCUUCAGUCUGAAUAACUGGACACUUUGCUGUUUAACUCAUUAAAAUGCUUUUGCAGGUUUCAGUGACACUCUUGGUGCUGCGUACACAGUACACCGGCUGUUUCAGCAUAAACAAUUCUCACAGAUGUUCUCUUCUGCAUUUUGGGAAAAAAUUAAUUCCACUCUUUUUGUAUUUUGCAUUAUUUGUUGUUUUAAAAGCAUUUUUAUUGGUUGCAGUUGGGGUAUCAGAAAGCUGUGGCUCUUGAACAGCCAGCUCAUUUUCACUGGAGCUUUUGUCUUUCAGGACUGAACUUCUAAUUACAGCCACUGUAGAAGUCUGACUUCUUAUAUGCAUCUUGAAUGAGUGUGGAGUGUAUAACUGAGCACUGUGAGCAAACACUAACACAAUAAGAAUGUGCUAAAAUGAAAGACACAUAAUUGUUCUGUUGUGCCAUCCAGGCAGGAGCCCCUUCACAUUCCCCAAAGACAGCCAUUCAAAUCCCACUGUUUAAAUUAACUUUAUAUACGAGGCAUCCCAACAGCCAAGUGGUUAGUGAGGGUGAGAUUACCUUUACUGCAUGUUAUUCCGCUGCGCUCUUUUGCCAGAUUUCCUGUCUCUAACACUUCACUGUCUACUAAAGGCAAAAUGGCAACAAAUAUCUCUAUAAAAGGCUUACAGUUCCUCCACACCAUACACUGAAUCCCCUAAUCCAGAUUAGUUUGUGAUAUUUUUUGAGAUGUCUCCCAUUUUUUUCUAAAUUCCAUUGAUAUGUUUUUGUUUAAUAUCUUGUAGCAGCAAAAAGAAAAAGAAAAAAGAAUCCAUCCAUCCAUUCUCUU